Pseudonaja textilis is the source of this 963-nucleotide messenger RNA. The record is from RefSeq and is a predicted model, not a curated record. NCBI's taxonomy places the organism in Eukaryota, Metazoa, Chordata, Lepidosauria, Squamata, Elapidae.
AAAGGCAAAUCAAGGGUAUGACGCUCUUUUGGAGGCCAAUAUGCUAGAACAUUGAAGACAAAGAUAUCCAGCACAAUUUCCAACAUCUGAGCUUUUUUUUUUCUAAGAAAAGUAAUAUUGGCUCUAGAUGCAGCCGUUUUGAUCUGGCUUGGUUCUUGUCCGUUUGCUGUCAUGUUGGGGCCCCCAACGAAUGUUGAGAUGCUGCCUCCUUCCACUGCCUCCCCGCUAAGCGAUUGUGGUAACUGCUUGCUGAUCAUGGUAAGCCUGGCGACCGUCGCAGCUGUGUUCAUCGUGGUCUCAGCUGUCCUCUGUGAACGGGUUUUCCGGGGGUCCCUGCCCCAGGAAACAGGAGCUGUGCCGACUGUGUGGAGGCAAGGAGGGACACUGUGGAUUGAGCCCCACCACAAUAAUAGACAACCAGAUGUCCUCUCAAGGCCGUCAGCUACCGUCCCACUUUGGAUUCAGCGUUCGAAUGAUUGGUUUCUGGAUGUUUCUCCUGCAGGACCCGACAGCUACAGUUCCACUGAGGACCUCCAGAGAGAGACCGCCAGCCCCAGCAGCACUAGCCCUCUCUGGAGCCACAGCGAGCAAUCCUGGGCAAUCCAGCCGCACGUAACUCUACCAGACAUCAAUAAUUUCUUCCGAAAGAAUAGCCAUGUUACCUGUAGUUCUCAGCACUUGGUUUAAUUGAGGGACAUCUAGGGCAAAAAGGCCCCGAUCUUCUUCUCUCUUGAGUCCAAGGCUCAAAAGUCUUAGAGUAGCUUACCUGAUGGCUGAUCAGCUAUAUCUUCUACUUCAAAACAUACCCCAAAAAUGCUUUGGUAUGAAAACAAACUUUGUUCCACGAGACUCCCCUACUUAGGAGCAAGGGAAGAGAAUGGAAAAUGGGUCUUGAAAAAGUUCUAGAUCAUUGUUGAAUUUAUGUUUACCCACAAAGAAAUAAAAGGGGGAUUAGUAUAGAUC